GCACGAACACCCAACUCAGAAACUCGCAUUGUCUGAAAGACUCUGAAGCUUCUCUUGUGCCAGUACUGGCAGCUUAUGUGAGUUUUAGAAUGGUUCAUUCAACUUCAAAGUCAUGGGCGCCCUGAUUUCAGAAUGCAGCAAGAAAAGCUCUCCAGAUCAUCCUUGGAACUCAUUGGCAUGCGGGGUGGAGUACGAGGAUGCCACGUUUCUCACUCAUAGAUCUUUCAGUCAAAACCCACGUCUGUGCCUAGGCGGCGUUCACCUCUACCCCUACCUCUAUCUCUUGAGUGAGAACCAAUGAGGUCACUCUCUGCAGCGGUGCUUGGUGACUUGCAACAUGAGCGAUGGCGACACAUGGUUUGGAACAGACAAAUUCCAGCACUUUUUCGCAGUCUUCUGCAUCACUAGCGCAGCCAUCAUGUUGGCGAGCAGGCUCCACAUUAUCGUUCGCUGGCGCUUUGUCAUUGGUGCAAGUGUGGGCUUCCUGGUCUCUGCUGCAAAAGAGAUUGGUGACGAGCUUCACCUUUGGUAUGGAAGGGCGUCACUUAGGGACGGGGUCGCUGAUGCUAUGGGAAUCGCCUCGGGGGUUGCUGCGUAUGGUCUCGUUGAGCACUGGUGGUCGAGCAGGCAGACUGACAAGAAGACGCGGCCAAUGAACCGGCCUGCCAUUUAG
Messenger RNA from Klebsormidium nitens, 673 nucleotides. The record is from the annotation of a GenBank genome assembly. Lineage: Eukaryota; Viridiplantae; Streptophyta; Klebsormidiophyceae; Klebsormidiales; Klebsormidiaceae.